This is a messenger RNA of Bursaphelenchus okinawaensis, 1090 nucleotides long. Lineage: Eukaryota; Metazoa; Nematoda; Chromadorea; Rhabditida; Aphelenchoididae. The record is from the annotation of a GenBank genome assembly.
AUGGUUAGCACCAGCCGAGGUAUGUGAUUUAGUAUUGGGUAGUUGUUUUAGACACUAUUUAGAGUGCUUAAAUCAAAAAACCAGCCGAUUCUUCUACCAGUUACGGCCCCGUAUCGCUUUUGAAUUAAACUCUAUAAGCAACAAAAAACCAUUAGGAUUGCCUCUUUAUGGGCAACAUAACAUACAAACAAUUAUCUGCAGUAAACACAAAAAUCCGGUUCUUUUUUAGGGUUGUUUACAUGAGAAGACCACAGUAUAAUUUAUAAAAUAUAAUACGAAUUUAACUACAUUUAUCUAACUGUACAAAAUUAAACAAAGUCUAAAAAAAAUUAUUUAAUAUAUUCUGACCAAAAGUUGUGUACCUGACAUCUUCAGCAAAGUAAUUUAUGUUUUGAAUUUCCCGCCAAAUUACCAUUGUAUUUCAAGUUUAUAAUUUUGUUAUUUUUUAACUUUUAAUCAUUUUGCUUUGGUAUACUAGUAAAAAACCUUUAAAUGAAACUUCAUUUUUUAAGUUUUAAGCGUAGCUAGCUAUAGCUUGUCUAAAUUAAAAAAGUGUUUGAAACACAAUGCCAAAUUAACAAAAUUAGCGGAAAACCCCAAUAUUUCAAAUUUAAAACUCAAAAACGCAAACUAAAAAUUUGUACGUACUAUUGGCGGUACAAGAAAAUCAUAUAAAACUUUGGAGUUGACUCUGAACGGGAUAGAAUGGAUACUUUCCCUGUUAAUUAAUUACAAAUCUUAUUAUUAAGUUAUCACCAGGGCCGGAUGGGCACUUUUGUUCUGGGGGUCAAAUAAAUUCACAAGGGAGGACGUUCAACUUUUUGAAUUUUUUUUCGGGAGGGGGGAAGGGUUUCCCACUGCCUGUGCAGCAGACAACAACAAUAAUACUGAAUGCUGUAAGGCCAAGGGUGUAGCCGAAGAGUGUAUGAGCUUCUGCAAAGGAGACGUGCCCACUUGUGAUCUACAGAGCAUCUUCUCGUAUCAGCCGUGCUUAAAGAGUAUGAAGGCAAUCACUCAAUGUCAGGUCGAGAACCUGAGUGCUGAAGCUAGGUUCGACCCUGAUUGGCAGGCUCCUUGUGAGUGGGAGUGA